AUCAAAUCCAAAUGACAAUACAACAAUAAAUCAAUGGAUUAUCAUAAUUGCGCAAGAAUUUGGAUUAUACAUAAACACUCUCACUUCUGGAUAAGUUUGUUCAUAACGAAUUAUUAAACAAACAUGACAAAAUGCAACCCACAUUACUUUGGAAAGACUUCAAACCAAAGGAAUUGAGAAAUGUGGUCUAUAAGCAAUAAACAUUAUUGCCUUCAACCAAAAUCACCAAACAUAUUUUCAUGAUGAUUCUUCUUCUAAUUCUAAUUAAUCACAAAACCAAAAUGAUUAUUGACCCGAUCAACGCAGAAUUAAAUAAAUACUAAAUUCUGAGAUGUCAAACAUCAUAAUAUUGAAGGUUAACAACUACGUUUUGGAACAUAUUCGAUACAUUCAAUAUGGAGCUAAAAAGUAUAAAUAUGAUAUCACCAAUUAGCUCUCUCUUGACUCUUGAUCAUAUCAUCAAAACAACACCUUAUGAGCAAAUGGCUUAUGUUCACCUACUCAUCUCUCUUCUCAUCUUCAUUACCUUCAAAUCUUCAAUCUCCGUCGUCCCUGAUCCACCAACACAAAACCUAAUCAACAGAAUAUGCAAACAAACCAUCGAUUUCAAGUUCUGCAAUCAAACAAUCACAUCUCAGCUGAUCAGACGACAAACCUCAAUCAAAACAAUCGCGAAACUAACGGCAGCUAAAGCAUGGAUCAACGCGAUACAAACGCUUGAUAACAUCGAAGAUUCUCUUCUUCCGAAAGCGAAAGAUAAACGAGACAAAGCAGAGUUUGAUGCUUGUAGGAAAGCUUAUAAGUUGGUGGAUGCUCAUUUAGACAACGCUUUGAAGUAUUUGUAUUUACGAGAUUAUAGAUUCAUGAGAGCGUAUCAAGCUCUUGCACUUGUGAAUAUUUCCAUGUGUAGGACGAGUUUUUUUCAUCCGACGCCUAUGGUUUAUGCGAAUUGGAACAUGAAGAUGUUGACGGAUAUCGCGAUUUAUGCUGGCAAGAUUCUUUCUCCUCCUCCUCCUCUUAGGAAGAAGAGCAAGUCGCCAUGAAAGACGUCAAUUUUGAAAGUUGGAGCUUUGUUUCUCUUUUAUUCUUAUUAUUUUUCAAUCAAAUAGUAUUUUUCUGAAUUAUUUCAGACAAAAUUCCAAAAUUUUUAUAUAUAAAAAAUUUUUCUUUGUUAUUUAGGGGAAAGUAUAGGUUUGAGUCAUUUUUUUUCUAUAUAUACUUUUUUUCUUUUCUUUGUAACAUUUUUUUAUAUAAAUGUAAGUUGCCAUAAUUUUGGAGAAAUGAUUAGCAAAGAA
Molecule: messenger RNA, 1295 nt
Organism: Arabidopsis lyrata subsp. lyrata
Lineage: Eukaryota; Viridiplantae; Streptophyta; Magnoliopsida; Brassicales; Brassicaceae
Exons: 1
Coding region: 396-1043 (215 amino acids)
Biological process (GO): negative regulation of catalytic activity
Molecular function (GO): pectinesterase inhibitor activity
Source: RefSeq, a predicted model, not a curated record